CUUUAUUAUUAACCACACACAUCCGUGCUGUUCUGCGGACCUUGACUCUGGUGACAUUCAAGUUAACACGUGAUCUUUAGGCGAUGGUUACAAUCAUAAGGCAAAUAUUAUCACCAUGGUAACUAACUCAGGUAUGUUUGCAAAACCCCAAGCUAAGCAUUUCUUUGGAGCAACAAUACAGUCUGGAGAAAAAAGUGUGGAUACCUUUAGCUUAUUUUCUGACAAACACCGUCCGAAACCAUGGCGGUGACACAGACUUUGGUAGUUGGUCUGUUGUCAGUCUUGUGGAUUCUUCACGCCCAGCCGUCUGGUGCCCUGCCUGUUCAGGGCAAGGCGGGAAGCAUUGGUACCGACAUCCGAGUUUCCACGCCGCCGGGCAAACCUGACCCCAAGACCCCUGACCAGUUUUCUGUGAACGACACUUCAGACUCGGUAGUAUCCGGAAAGCAGCACAGAUCCUAUCGAAACGAUGACGGACCGAAAACGGGCCUGAUCGCUGGAGUGACUGCCUCUGGAGCUGUGGUGUUCUUCAUCGUCAUCCCCUGCCUCAUCUGGUGUCUGUGCCCAAAAUACCUCCUGUGUUACUGCUUCAUUUUGAGGUGUUGUUGUGCAGAGGACUUAGAUGUUGAGGGAUGUUAA
Molecule: messenger RNA, 639 nt
Organism: Branchiostoma belcheri (Belcher's lancelet)
Lineage: Eukaryota; Metazoa; Chordata; Leptocardii; Amphioxiformes; Branchiostomatidae
Exons: 2
Coding region: 241-639 (132 amino acids)
Source: RefSeq, a predicted model, not a curated record